Coniosporium apollinis CBS 100218 is the source of this 2247-nucleotide messenger RNA. RefSeq names its product NADH-ubiquinone oxidoreductase 78 kDa subunit, mitochondrial. The transcript has 5 exons. NCBI's taxonomy places the organism in Eukaryota, Fungi, Ascomycota, Dothideomycetes. Gene Ontology annotation, biological process: ATP synthesis coupled electron transport. The record is from RefSeq and is a predicted model, not a curated record. Bases 1 to 2247 code for a protein of 748 amino acids. Gene Ontology annotation, cellular component: membrane. Gene Ontology annotation, molecular function: NADH dehydrogenase (ubiquinone) activity; iron-sulfur cluster binding.
AUGUUGCGGCAACAGCUACUCCGGUCGUUCAGAAAGCCCCAGCGGCUGUCGAGCCUCAAUGUCGCCCGGACCUUUGUAGCGACGCCCCCGAGGCAGGCCGAGGUGGAGCUCACAGUAGAUGGCAAGAAAGUCUCAGUACAAGCCGGUUCGGCGCUCAUUCAAGCGUGCGAAAAGGCGGGGGUGACGGUCCCGCGAUACUGCUACCAUGAGAAGCUCAUGAUAGCUGGCAACUGCCGCAUGUGCCUGGUGGAAGUGGAGCGCGCACCAAAGCCCGUGGCGUCGUGCGCAUGGCCCGUACAACCUGGAAUGGUCGUGAAGACCGACUCGCCGCUCGUCCACAAGGCCCGCGAGGGCGUCAUGGAGUUCCUCCUCGCCAACCACCCGCUCGACUGCCCUAUCUGCGACCAAGGUGGCGAGUGCGACUUGCAGGAUCAGUCGAUGCGGUAUGGCGCGGACAGAGGCAGGUUUCAUGAAAUGGGUGGCAAGCGUGCUGUCGAGGACAAGAACUUGGGACCGCUUGUCAAGACUUCUAUGAACAGAUGCAUUCACUGCACCCGAUGCAUCCGGUUCGCAAACGAUAUCGCCGGUGCUCCUGAACUUGGAUCGACUGGACGCGGCAAUGACAUGCAGAUUGGUACCUACCUCGAAACAGCUCUCGAUACCGAACUAUCUGGAAACGUCAUCGACCUUUGCCCUGUCGGUGCUCUGCUCUCGAAGCCGUACGCUUUCAAAGCCCGGCCCUGGGAGCUCGGACACUUUGAAUCCAUCGAUGUCCUCAACGGACUGGGGUCGAACAUCCGGGUGGACACUAGAGGCAUGGUAGUCAUGAGGGUGUUGCCGCGGCUGAACGAUGAUGUCAACGAAGAAUGGAUCGAUGACAAGACACGUUUCGCAAUCGACGGUCUCACCACCCAGCGUCUCACCAUCCCGCUUAUCCGCAAGGACGACCAGUUCCAGCCAGCUACUUGGGAACAGGCACUCGUCGAGAUCGGCGAAGCCUACAAGAAACUCAACGUCAAGGCCAACGAGUUCAAAGCCGUUGCCGGACAUCUAGUGGAAACCGAGUCUAUGGUUGCCAUGAAGGAUCUCGCCAACAGGCUCGGCUCAGACAACCUGGCCCUAGACCAGCCUGGAGGCAGCCAACCCGUGGCGCACGGCAUCGACGUUCGGUCAAACUACACUUUCAACAGCAAGAUCUACGGUGUCGAAGAGGCGGACUGCAUACUCCUGGUAGGCACCAACCCUCGCCACGAAGCCGCCGUCCUCAACGCUCGCAUCCGAAAGCAAUGGCUCCGAUCCGAUCUCGAGGUCGGCCUCGUCGGCGAGGACUUCGACAGCACCUUCGACUACGAGAAGCUCGGCGACACAGCCUCCAGCUUGAAAGAAGCCCUCGCGGGCCCCUUCGGCAAGAAGCUGCAGUCCGCCAAGAAGCCCAUGAUCAUCGUCGGCAGCGGCGUGACCGAGCACCCUGACGCGAAGUCUUUCUUCGAGACGGUCGGCACCUUCGUCGAUAAGAACAAGGCCAACUUCCUCGCCGGCGACUGGAACGGCUACAACGUCCUCCAGCGCGCGGCUUCCCGCGCCGGCGCCUACGAAGUCGGCUUCACGGUCCCAUCCCCCGAGGUCGCAAAUACGGAAGCGAAGAUGAUCUGGCUGCUGGGCGCGGACGAGAUCAGCGAGGCCGACAUCCCCAAGGGCGCCUUCGUCAUCUACCAGGGCCACCACGGCGACCGCGGCGCACAGCUCGCGGACGUCAUCCUCCCCGGCGCUGCAUAUACCGAGAAGCACGGCACGUACAUGAACACGGAGGGCAGGUGUCAGGUCACGAGGGCCGCUACAACGCUGUAUGGCGCCUCGAGGGACGACUGGAAGAUUAUCCGCGCCGCGAGCGAGUAUCUGGGCCAGCCGCUGCCGUAUGAUGAUAUCGAGGCGCUGCGCGACCGCAUGGAGGACAUCUCGCCCGCGCUGCGGCGAUAUGAUGUCGUGGAGCCGACGGCGCUGGGCGCGCUGAGCAAGGUCCAGCUCGUCGAUCAGAACAGGGGCGCCAAGCCGACGAAUGAACCGCUCAAGAAGGUCAUUGAGAACUUCUUCUUCACGGACGCGAUAAGUAGAUGUUCUCCGACCAUGGCGAGAUGCUCGGCUGCCAAGGCGGCGAAGAACCCGAAUAACAACUUCAUGGCGCCGGGGUAUCCGGAUCCGCAGGUGCAUUAUGGGCCUGAGGGAGCGCUUGGGGCGGGUUCGGGGUAG